CCACCUUCGGGCUGAGCCGGAGGCAACGUGCCCGCUCCGCUGGAGGCAUGAAUCCGGAGGGAGCGAGCGAGCGCGCGCGCGCGCAGGCAGUCGCCUUUCUCUCAUCCUCCGCUUUUCACGACCUGCUUUUUAUCCUCCCCUGCUCAUUCCUAUACCGGAACGCGUUUAAACAUGUCUGUAUUGUUGUUUGAGGGACUUUAUCCACACGCCGGCCGGUCUGAGACUUGAGAAGACGGACGAUGGAGCGGACGCAUAGGAUUGCCGGCACCGGCGGUGGCGGCGGCGGCGGCUCGCUCCGAGCGUCCGCCUUCAUCCCGGUGUGCACGGCCGCCUGCCUCCUGGUGGGCUCCACCUCACUCUUCUUCGUCUUCACAUGCCCGUGGUUAGCAGUGACCUUCUGCCCUGCCGUGCCGCCGUGCUGCGCCGUCCUUUUCCUUUUCGUGCUAGCCAACUUCACCAUGGCGACAUUCAUGGACGCCGGCGUUCUUCCGAUGGCCAAUGAGGAUGAAGAUAAGGAUGACGAGUUCCGGGCGCCUCUUUACAAGAACGUGGACGUGAGGGGUAUCCAAGUGCGGAUGAAGUGGUGCGCGUCCUGUCACUUCUACAGGCCGCCGCGAUGCUCGCAUUGCAGCGUGUGCGAUCGCUGCGUGGAGGAUUUUGACCACCACUGUCCGUGGGUGAACAACUGCAUCGGGAGGCGCAACUACCGCUACUUCUUCCUCUUCCUGUUGUCCCUCACCGGUCACAUGGUUUGCGUGUUCAGCCUGGGCCUGGUCUUUGUGCUGCACCACAUGGACCAGCUGUGGAAGCUGCAUUGCACUGUCACUUUGGUCGUGAUCAGCAUAUCGGGCCUGUUUCUUCUCCCUGUUCUGGGCCUGACGGGCUUCCAUCUAUUCCUGGUGUCACGGGGACGCACCACCAAUGAACAAGUCAGCCCCUAUUGUUAUGUCACCGGGAAGUUUCAUGGAGGACCAAAUCCAUUCACGCGAGGUUGCUGUAACAAUUUGGAGUACCUAGUGUGCAGUCCCAUCUCUCCAAGGUACUCAGCCAGGCCUCGCAAAAAGUCUGUGAUUCACAUUCAGCCUCCCUUCCUGAGACCAGAGCUCGACAGGCAGCUGUCCGUCAAAGUGAGCGACAACGGCAACCACAGCCGAGCCUCCGCCGGACCGGAAACACAGAAAAGUCCGCCGCCUUUGCCGCCUAAACCAGAACACGGGUUGCUGAAAAGUCACCUCGCCGUCAUGGAAGAGAUGGCCCUGCGCACCAAAGCCAUCAUCCCCGUCUCCAUUCCCACUGUGCCUCAGCUGCGACCAGUCCUGGAGGCCAUUUCCCGAGGAUCGUCGCCCAUUCCUCCGGAGCAGCUACUGAAGACCUCAGAGGCUCCGGGAGACAACAAAGGUCCUGACCUCCGCUUGAACACUAACGGAAGCCCUUCCAGGGGAGCUUUGCCCCCUUCCUUGCCCCCCUUGCAGGCCGCUACCCUCUCUGGGGCCAUGACGCUCAGUUCGCGCUCACUCAGCCUCAAACAGGGCGGCCGGCACGUGAGCGCCAAGCCGCAGGCUAAUCAUAACGCUGGCAGCGGCGGCUCCUAUGAAAACCUCAUCCCGACUGUGGACCCCCAGUGUCGCCCCCACAGAGGGCCCCCCGCGGUGGGCUACUUUAUGAGCCUGGGUGCCGACGUCGGGGCAGUGCAGCGCGGCCCUCACUCGUAUAGUCCAGUCUUUGUGGGUGUGGCCCGACAUUCCCCUCAACCCAGAGAACCGUCGCCUUCUCAGCACGGUCUCUCGUCCAGAGACCCCUCCCCUUCAUUCCCGGGGUUCAUCCAAAGAGAGCCUUCGCCAGCUUUCCAGGGCCUCAUCUCCAGGGAUCUCAGCCCGGCGAGUCUGCCCCUGAAAACCCAAAGUCUCCGAGACAGCCUCAGGGACGGGACUGUCACCGCCCCUGCCACGUCGUCCCGAAUCGACGGCCUCUCUAAGGCACUCAUGGCGUCCAUUCAUGAAAGGCGUGAGAUGGAGGAGAGAGAGCGGAUGCUGCGCCUGCAAGUCCGAUCCCAAGCUUUGUACGGACCCGAUGCCAGCGUCUACGACAUCCCCUGCCGGCGGAGUCUACCGCUGGAUCCCGGGCAGCCUCAGGGCGCCCGGGGACCCACCCCGCCGGUAUACGGCUCCCGGGAGUUCCUGAUGAGCACGGGCAUCCUGGGGUACGGCCCCAGGACGUCGCCCCUCUCCGCAUCGUCGACAUCAUCGCUCGCCCGAGGACCCAAACCGCGCUGCUUGGCUGGGUACCCGCCCUCCGAAAGACCGCCCGCCCCUCCCUCCACAUGCACUCUGCCCCGUUUACCCACCUCCUCCACGCCUCCUUACGCACUCUACGGGACGGCCAAACGCUCCUCGCUCACCGCCUCCACUGAGGGGAAGGACUCGUGAGUAAAACUGCUUCUAAUGUUGUCAAGGAAUAAUCCGUGCAGUGUUUGUGAGUGAAGAAACUAUAUCAUCAUUUGUCAGUGUUAGAUUAGGGCUCUUAAUAAUUAGGUUGGGGAAUUGAGCUAGGCCGUUCUGUCACUGUGACCUUUCCUCCUGGCUGGGCAUCUUCUUAUCUAUGACAUCCUUAAGGCCGUCGAGCCGCAUACAGUCUGCUCCCUUGUGGGUGGGAGGCCAAGAGUAUAAGAAUCCUGGAGGUGGGGGUCGACCUUUUAUUGUAGUCUCGGCGAAAAAGGCUCCACGGCCGUGUCUCGAUCUUUCUGGUAUCCCACUGGAACUGAGAAUAUGGAGUCUCUUGGUAGUUAAUGAGCAUUGAAGGAACUUAACUCAGAACUUUGAUGGUAAAAAGAUGAAUUGCUGGGCCCAAAAAAACCCAAAAAUUACUGCGCGAGUCUCUAAUACAGAGAGAAUACAAUCUUUUUUUUUUAUGUGUUUUGAUAUUGCUUUUUUGUUGUCUCCCAAUUCAUAGAAUUUGAUAGUUGUUUAUAUGAAUAAUAAAAAUGAUGUAACUCUCAUUUUUUGUUUUAUUUUUCAUGUUUUCAGAGUUUAAAUGCAGUCAAUUAAAAAUGUUCACCAUUGUGUUGAAA
Molecule: messenger RNA, 3067 nt
Organism: Syngnathus typhle (broad-nosed pipefish)
Lineage: Eukaryota; Metazoa; Chordata; Actinopteri; Syngnathiformes; Syngnathidae
Gene: zdhhc8a
Product: zinc finger DHHC-type palmitoyltransferase 8a
Exons: 9
Coding region: 240-2426 (728 amino acids)
Biological process (GO): protein palmitoylation
Molecular function (GO): palmitoyltransferase activity
Source: RefSeq, a predicted model, not a curated record